AUGUCCGACUAUUCAUUCCUCGUGAACUGCUUGGUCUCACCAAAAAUUUCCGGUCGCAUUCCAACGGUGAAGAAAAAUUGGGAACUGCCACAAGGUCUGAAACUGGCUGAUCCGUCUUUCCAUGAACCCAGCCAAAUUGACUUGCUCAUUGGCAUGGACUGGUUCUACGAUAUCAUGAAACCAGGGUUCUUGAAACUAAACGAUGACCUAUCUAGCCUUCAUGACUCCCAACUGGGAUGGUUAGUGGGUGGUAAGCUGCAUGAGAGGUCCUAUUCUGACCUUGCGAUGAACUCCUACGCUGUUAGCGUCGAUCCAAUGGAAGAGCUUAUGCAAAAAUUAUGGGGAGUGGAAAGUGUUUCACCAGAGAUGGUUCCUUCGAGCGAGAAGGAGCAGUACGAAGCCCAGUUCACUGCAACGUAUCGUCGAGAUGACAGUGGUCGAUUUAUCCUCCAUCUACCGUUGAAGGACAACGCUCCCCAGUUGGCAGAUUCUCGUUUUAUGACCUUGCGGAGAUUUUACAUGUUGGAAUCGAAGCUACAACGUAACCUAGAUUUGAAAGUCCAGUACGACGCCUUCUUGGAUGAGUAUGAGGCUCUUGGGCAUUGCCACGAGAUCAACGAGCAUGAUGACCCCCCUGGAUUAUUGAAGUUUUAUCUUCCUCAUCAUACUGUUUUACGUCCCUCGAAAACGACUACCAAAUGUCGAGUUGUGUUCAACGCAUCGGCCAAGGUGUUUGGAUUAUCACUCAACGACGUGAUGAUGAUCGGUGCCACAGUUCAUAGCGAUUUGCUGUCCAUAAUUCUUCGCUUUCGAAAGUUUCGAUACGUUUUGAGUGCAGACGUAUCAAAAAUGUAUCGUCAGAUGCUGAUCGACCCCACCUUCACUCCAUUACAGCGAAUUUUCUGGCGGAAGUCCCCUCAAGAUCCUCUGCGAAUCCUCGAGUUAUCAACAUAUGGUGACAUAUGCGAUGAUCGUGGAAAGGAAUUUCUACAUCGAUGA
This is a messenger RNA of Wyeomyia smithii (pitcher-plant mosquito), 999 nucleotides long. RefSeq lists its product as uncharacterized. Lineage: Eukaryota; Metazoa; Arthropoda; Insecta; Diptera; Culicidae. The transcript is spliced from 2 exons. Bases 1 to 999 code for a protein of 332 amino acids. The record is from RefSeq and is a predicted model, not a curated record.